AUGGAUGUAGCUGCAGUAAAUAAAGUCUGUGGCGCUUGUGGCUUAAAUGGGCAUUCUAGUGUUGAUUGUCAACUUCAAGCCGAAGGGGUUGCUGCUGUGGAACAAGUCAAUGCCAUCCAAAAUCAGAAUGCCAGACAACAAUACAACCCCUAUUCCAACACCUUCAACCCAGGAUGGAGGGAUCAUCCAAAUUUUUCCUACAGAAACAACAAUUCCCAGAAUCCCUCAUCCUCGUACAACGUACCAUCGGGUUUCCAACAAAGACCUCCCUUCCCACCUCAACAACAACAUCCAUCGAAGUCCAACCUUGAGAGCUUGAUGGAGAACUUCAUUGCUACCCAAAGCAAGCAAAAUGAACACUUCAGCACCUCCAUUAAACAUAUUUUGGCCCACAACAAAAUGAUCGAUACUCAGAUGGCUCAAAUGGCACAGCAAUUGAGUAACUUGUCCAUGCAAAAGGGGCAACUUUCGGGAAACACAGAAAAUAACCCAACCACAUCUCCCCAUCAGCAACUCAAUGCGGUAACUAUGAGAAGCGGUAGGACACCUCAUGAUCCAGCCCCUAAGGUAAAGACUUCACCUAUUGUUGUUCAAGAUUCAGGAGCUAAUGAUGAUGUUUCUGAAGAAAAGAAGGAUGAGUCAGUCAAUUCAGACAAGCCCACAAUUGCCGGUCGAACUUAUACACCACCAGUGCCAUUUCCUUCUAGAUUGGCACAGGCAAAGCUUGAGCAUAAAUAUGGAAAAUUUCUUCAAAUUUUGAGCAAGCUACAGAUCAACAUCCCCUUCUUAGAAGCCAUUAAGGAAAUGCCCUCUUAUGCUAAAUUUCUCAAGGACAUCAUUUCCAACAAACGCAAGCUAGCGGGGAGUGUGGUGGAAACUUUGAAUGGGCAAUGUAGCGCUAUUUUGGAAUGCCAGAUUCCUAAGAAACAAGCUGAUCCUGGUAGUUUUACUAUCCCACUGAAGUUGGGGAAAGAUGUGUCUGUUGUAGCCCUUGCUGAUUUAGGGGCUAGUGUGAGUGUGAUGCCGUUGACAUUAUGCAAAAAGAUCAAUGGCGAGAUGAAAGCCACUCGAAUGUCUAUACAAUUAGCUGAUUGGUCUGUGAGAUACCCAGUUGCUAUUCUUGAGGACUACCCUGUCCAAGUUGGUAAUUACUUCGUACCCUGCGACUUCGUCAUCAUGGAUAAGGAAGAGGAUGCCCGCAUUCCGGUGAUUUUGGGUCGCGAAUUUUUAAAGACUACGACAGCCAUCUUUGAUGUGAAGAAUGGGAAGUUAUCACUUGAGAUUAUGGGAGAACAACUACAUUUCCAUCUCCCCUCAUCCAUGGCACAUCCAGCCAUUGGGGAGACUGUUUAUCGGGUGGAUGCGAUAGUUGAUGCUACUAUAGAAAGGGAGUCCACACCCUCCAUUGUCGAUCCACUUUAUGCAGCUAUUGAGGGCAACUAUGAGAAGGAUAGGGCCGAUGUAAUUGAGAUGGUCCAAGUUUUAGAUGCUGACUUCAGUGAAUAUGCGACGAGCCGUGGCAAAUUGGGGACGACUCAUCGCUUUGUCUCUGGAUGCUCUGCUCAGAUUAGUGGAUAUGCGACGAGUCGUGGCAAGUUGGGGACGACUCGUCGCUUUGCCUCUGGACUCCAAUUGCUCUGUGACGGGUCGUGGUUUUUUAACACGGCUUAG
Molecule: messenger RNA, 1671 nt
Organism: Amaranthus tricolor (Joseph's coat)
Lineage: Eukaryota; Viridiplantae; Streptophyta; Magnoliopsida; Caryophyllales; Amaranthaceae
Exons: 1
Coding region: 1-1671 (556 amino acids)
Source: RefSeq, a predicted model, not a curated record